AUGAAGAGCUGGUCCCAGAUCAAGCACGGGGUGGCCACGUCCUUCCGGACGGACCCCAACGUGAGCCGGGCCAGGAGCUGGGCCGGCCGGGUGUCGAGGAGACUGCCCUCCGCGACGGCAGAGUAUCUUGCCGAGAAGCUCCCCGUCGUUCAGUGGCUUCCGCACUACAACCCGCAGUGGCUCCUCGGGGACUUGAUCGCCGGCGUCACGGUGGGCGUGAUGCUGAUCCCCCAGGGCCUCGCGUACGCCAAAAUCGCCACGGUGCCCAUCGAGAACGGGCUGUACGCCAGUUGGCUCCCGCCCCUGCUGUACUUCUUCCUCGGCACCUCGCGGGAGUUGUCUGCCGGGCCGACGUCGGUCCUCGGCCUGCUGACGGCGGAGGCCGUGGACGACCUCUCCAGGCAGGGCUACAGACCGGCCGCCGUGUCCGCCGCCAUGGCCUUCGUGGUCGGCGCGUACGCCCUGGCCAUGGGCCUGCUGAAGCUCGGCUUCCUCUUGGACUUUGUCUCGGCCCCCGUGCUCACGGGAUGGAUCUCGGCCGUCGCCAUCGUCAUCGCGCUCGACCAGGUCGGCUCCCUGGUCGGGCUGGACCUCCCCCCCGACGUGGCCGGGGCGGUCCACGACCUCUUCGCCCGCGUCCGCGGCAUGAAGCCGCCCACCCUCGCCAUGGGCCUGACGGGCGUCGCUUUCCUGCUGACGAUGGAGCGGGCCGGCAAGAGGUACGGCGGAAACAAGUACGUCAGGUUCGCGUGCACGAGCAGGGCCGUGCUCCUCCUCAUCGUGCACACCCUCAUCAGCUACCUCUGCAACCGCGGCCGCGGGGAGAAGCUGCUCUGGGCCGUCACCGAGGUGGACACACACGGCUUGCCGGACCCCCGUCCGCACGACCCGGCCCUGCUGAAAGCGGUGUCGGCGCGGGCGUUCGCCCCGCUGGUCGCCAUGUCGGUCGAGCACCUGGGCGUCGGCAAGGCUUUCGCCCUGAGGGGAGGCUACACCGUCGACAAGAGCCAGGAGCUGGUGUUCCUCGGGGUCAACAACAUGGUCAACAGCCUGUUCGGGGCCCAGACCACCGGGGGAGCCAUGAGCCGCACCGCCGUCAACUCCGACUGCGACGUCCGCAGCCCCGUCAACUUCCUCUUCACCGGCGGCCUCAUCGUCCUGACGCUCUUUGAGCUCGCGCCCGCCCUGUACUGGAUCCCAAAGGCGACGCUGGCCGCCAUCAUUAUCAUGGCCGUGGCCCGUCUGGUCGCGCGGCCCAGCCAGUUCUACCGGUUCUGGAGGAUGUCCUUUGUCGACUUUGUCGGCUCCCAGCUCGGGCUUUGGGUCACGCUCUUCACGUCGACCGAGGUCGGGCUCGCCACCGCCGUCGGCUUCAGCAUCGUGUACACCUUGCUGCGCCUCGCGUUCCCGCGCUGGGUCGGCCUCUCGCGCCGCGAGACCGAGACGGGGACCGAGCCGGGGACCGAGACCGACGACGGCCACACGUCCCCGUGCCUGCUGCCCGCGGCUGCGGAGCCGUGCGGCGUGGACGUGCCGGCGGGGGCGUACCUCGUGCGGUACACCGGCGACAUCGUCUUCCCCAACGCCGAGCGCGUCAAGGCCGCCAUUAUCCAGGCGGUCAAGGUGCGCUCGGACCCUGCUUCCGCCCCCGACGCCGGUCCCCCGGGCGCGGGCGGGAGCCGGCCGACGUGGAACCCCGCGGGCAGGAAGCAAAUCGUCAGGAUCCGCAAGAGAAGGGGCAUCACGGCGUUCGGCGGGGACGAGACGCCUCUCCGGCGUGUCGUGCUCGAUUUCGGCCGCGUGUCCUUUAUCGACGCCACUGGCGUCUUUUCAGUCACCGAGCUGAAGAUGGAACUGCGGAGGUACAUCGGGCGGGAGCUGGAGUUUCGAUUCGUCGGCAUGACGGGGCCCGUCAGGGAACGAUUUGACCGGUCAGGGUGGGAAUUCGCCUCUCCCGGGGAGCAGCAGCAGCAGCAGCGCGCCGGGACCGCCGACGCCGUUUACUCGUCUGUCGAGACGGCCUUGUGGCAUCUGGGCAAGUCUGCCGACGGGGACGAGGCGUUGGCGGAGAAGACGGCGGAUCCGUGA
Messenger RNA from Metarhizium album ARSEF 1941, 2088 nucleotides. RefSeq names its product sulfate permease. The record is from RefSeq and is a predicted model, not a curated record. NCBI's taxonomy places the organism in Eukaryota, Fungi, Ascomycota, Sordariomycetes, Hypocreales, Clavicipitaceae. Gene Ontology annotation, molecular function: sulfate transmembrane transporter activity. Gene Ontology annotation, biological process: transmembrane transport. Bases 1 to 2088 code for a protein of 695 amino acids. Gene Ontology annotation, cellular component: membrane. The transcript has 2 exons.